Cordyceps fumosorosea ARSEF 2679 is the source of this 1527-nucleotide messenger RNA. RefSeq names its product eukaryotic translation initiation factor 2 gamma subunit. The record is from RefSeq and is a predicted model, not a curated record. Gene Ontology annotation, molecular function: translation initiation factor activity; GTP binding; tRNA binding. Gene Ontology annotation, biological process: formation of translation preinitiation complex; positive regulation of translational fidelity. The coding region runs from base 1 to 1527 and encodes 508 amino acids. NCBI's taxonomy places the organism in Eukaryota, Fungi, Ascomycota, Sordariomycetes, Hypocreales, Cordycipitaceae. The transcript has 2 exons. Gene Ontology annotation, cellular component: cytosol; eukaryotic translation initiation factor 2 complex.
AUGUCUGCCAACGGCGACCGAAAAUACGACAUCGACUCCGACUCCGACUCGGGCGAGUCCAUCCAAGGAGGCGAUGGCUUCGAGAGCAAGCCCCUCAAGUCGGCCCUCAAGAAGGGCAGCCAGCCCGCCCCCGAAGAGACGGUCGCGAAGCCGUACCUGCCGCCUCAGACCGACCCCAAAGACCUCGACGUCGCCUCCCUGACUCCCCUGACGCCCGAGAUUAUCGCCCGCCAGGCCACAAUCAAUAUUGGCACCAUUGGCCACGUCGCUCACGGCAAGUCGACCGUCGUCAAGGCCAUCUCUGGUGUCCACACGGUCCGUUUCAAGAACGAGCAAAUUCGUAAUAUUACCAUCAAGCUCGGCUACGCCAACGCCAAGAUUUACAAGUGCGACAACCAGGCUUGCCCGCGUCCUACCUGCUACCGAAGCUAUAAGAGCGACAAGGAGGUUGAUCCCGCGUGCGAGCGCGAUGGCUGCGGCGGUACAUACAGACUGCUACGUCACGUCUCGUUCGUCGAUUGCCCUGGUCACGAUAUUCUCAUGAGCACCAUGUUGUCAGGUGCCGCUGUCAUGGACGCUGCCCUUCUCCUGAUUGCUGGCAACGAACCCUGCCCUCAACCCCAGACCUCUGAGCAUUUGGCCGCCAUUGAAAUUAUGAAGCUGGAUAAGGUUAUCAUUCUGCAGAACAAGGUCGACUUGAUGAGAGAAGAGGCUGCCCAGCAGCACUACGACUCUAUCCUCAAGUUUAUCCGCGGUACCGUCGCCGGCCAGUCUCCCGUCAUUCCCAUCUCUGCUCAGCUCAAGUUCAACGUCGACGCCGUCAACGAGGCCAUUGUCAACACCAUUCCCGUGCCUCCCCGUGAUUUCAGCCAACACCCCCAGAUGAUCGUCAUUCGAUCAUUUGACGUCAACAAGCCCGGUGCCGAGAUUGACGAGCUCAAGGGUGGUGUCGCUGGUGGCUCCAUCCUCCACGGUGUUGUCAAACUUGGCGACGAGGUUGAAAUUCGACCUGGUAUCGUGUCCCGCGAUCAGAGUGGCGCCAUCAAGUGCACUCCUAUUUUCAGCCGUGUUGUGUCGCUCAACUCCGAGUCCAACGACCUCAAAUACGCCGUCCCCGGUGGCCUGAUUGGUGUUGGUACCCGCAUCGACCCUACUCUGUGCCGUGCCGAUCGUCUAGUAGGCUUCGUGCUCGGUCUCAAGGGCCGCCUUCCCGAGAUUUACAGCGAAAUCGAAAUCAACUUCUACCUCCUCCGCCGCCUGCUGGGUGUCAAGACUGCGGAUGGCAAGCAAGCCAAGGUUGCCAAGCUGGCCAAGAACGAAGUCAUCAUGGUAAACAUUGGCUCGACCUCUACCGGUGCCAAGGUUGCCGCUAUCAAGAACGAUGCUGCCAAGCUGAUCCUGACGAACCCUGCCUGCACAAGCAUCGGCGAGAAGGUUGCUCUGUCGCGUCGUAUUGAGAAGCAUUGGCGUCUUAUUGGCUGGGCCACCAUUGCUGCCGGUGUCACCCUUGAGCCCAGCAGCUCUUAA